This is a messenger RNA of Linderina pennispora, 1380 nucleotides long. Its product is annotated as mevalonate pyrophosphate decarboxylase. The record is from RefSeq and is a predicted model, not a curated record. Gene Ontology annotation, biological process: isopentenyl diphosphate biosynthetic process, mevalonate pathway; isoprenoid biosynthetic process. Bases 56 to 1285 code for a protein of 409 amino acids. Lineage: Eukaryota; Fungi; Kickxellomycota; Kickxellomycetes; Kickxellales; Kickxellaceae. Gene Ontology annotation, cellular component: cytosol. The transcript has a single exon. Gene Ontology annotation, molecular function: ATP binding; diphosphomevalonate decarboxylase activity.
GCUUUUUUUCUCUGCUCAUCUAAACAGUCCGUUUUUAAAUUUGCAUUCUUUCAACAUGGCAAUCUACUCCGCAACCGUUACUUCGCCAGUCAACAUUGCUGUGAUCAAGUACUGGGGCAAGCGGGAUCCGUCGCUUAUUCUGCCAACCAACUCGUCGCUCUCGGUGACGCUCUCGCAGGACCACCUGAGCACACGCACGACGAUCGCAUGCUCGGCAGACUUCAAGUCUGACCGCCUGUGGCUGAACGGCGUCGAGGAGGACAUCCAGGCGUCCAAGCGCCUGGUGAACUCGAUUGGAACCGCUCGCGCGCUGCGGGCAGCGGAGGAGGCCAAGAACCCUGAGCUGCCUCGGCUGUCGCAGUACAAGAUCCAUGUGUGCUCGGAGAACAACUUCCCGACGGCGGCCGGGCUGGCAUCGUCGGCCAGCGGAUAUGCGGCGCUGGUGAGCGCGCUGGGCGAGCUGUUUAAGCUGCCGCAGAGCACGGCGGAGUUGUCGCGUGUGGCGCGGGUCGGCAGCGGGUCGGCGUGCCGGUCGAUGUUUGGCGGAUUCGUGGCCUGGCGCAUGGGCGAGAAGGAUAAUGGCGAGGACUCGAUGGCGCAGCAGGUUGCUGAGCGUGCACACUGGCCGGAGCUCCAGGCGCUGAUUCUGGUUGUCUCGGACAAGAAGAAGGCUGUGUCGUCGACCGCUGGCAUGCAGACCACGGUGGAGACCUCGGCCCUGUUUGCGGAGCGCGUGCGCUCGGUGGUGCCGGCCCGGAUGGAGGCGAUGGAGAAGGCGAUCCAGGAGCGUGACUUUGCAGAGUUUGCCAAGAUCACCAUGCAGGACUCCAACCAGUUCCAUGCGGUCUGCCUCGACACGUACCCGCCCAUUGCCUACAUGAACGACACCAGCCACGCAGUCACCCGCAUCAUCCACGCCUACAAUGCUGCUAAGGGAUACACUGCUGCAGCCUACACCUUUGAUGCUGGACCCAACGCCGUUAUCUACGCGCCCAAGAGCGAGAUGCGUGAUCUGGUCGAGCUGUUCGCAUACCUGUUCCCGCGCGACGAGGAUGUCCUGGCGGAGGUCUUCUACACCAACCCGUUCAGCCUGGUCAAUGCCGAGGAGGUUGGCCAGACCAUUUCGGACCCCGCGGUCCGCAAGCUUGCCGAGACUGUCGGCAAGUUCCAGGCUGGUGCGGUGCGCAGACUCAUCCACACUGAGGUCGGCGAUGGCCCGCGUGUGCUUGAUCAGUCCGAGACCCUGCUGACUGAGUCUGGCAUGCCGAAGCAUGCUCGCGAGUAGGCCACCUGCACAAACCCUAUGAACUCUAUCCCAAUACAUCCUGGUAAUACUCAACACUACAUCUAUUUCUACUACUCCAAAUCAAAGACGGCCUU